UUGGUGGACUAAAUUAAUUGUUUUCAUGCUGAGAGAAGUACACAGUGUCUCUCCUAGCGGACAGUGUGCUUUGCAUUAUCCAAGAAAUUAACCAAUGUUCUUGUUUUGAAGAGGUUUUUUUAUGUUGUGGUAAUUAUUCUGUGGCAUAAUUUAGCUGUAAUCCAAGGAAAACAUAAAGAUCUAAUGACUUUAACCCUGGGUAUACAUACAGUAACCCAGCAAGCUGGCAAAAUUGAGUGGAGACUUGAGCUCAUGUGAGCGAUGUUGCUGCAAACUCCUUGUCACUUAUACUGGUGCUGGUGCCAAGAGCAUACAACAUCCUCUUCUUUGUAUAUAUUUUUUUAGCAUUGUGAUAUUCCAAUUAACACAAACCAUGAAAGUAUGGAAAUUAAUUUAUUCAUUAUGACAUAUGACAUACAUGAAGGAUGAAACAUUUUACUGCCACCUUUCAAGCUUUACAGUUAGAGUUUAAUACUGAAAAGAUAUAUGUUUGGGUGGAAUAUCACUUUAAGAAUAUAAUGUAUCAAUCUCCAUGAGCUCAGCUUAAAAGCUCUUGAUUCAUCUUCUAAACCCUGCCAUGCUCCACCAGCUGCUCACUGUUUUUUGCCUGCAGUGUGGCUCAGCUCCACAGCCAUAUGUCUGCUUUGCCUGAGUCUGAGGCUUGGACACAGUUUAGGACACACUUGUAUAGUUGUGUCCCACAUUUUAGUACAGCACAUUCUUAUCUUCCAUUUGAACUGGACUAAAAAUGAACUUCCACCCUGAAUUUUUAGAUGUUUAAAUUCUGCUAAAAAUAUGACUUCCUCUCAUCGUGGUUUUGUCUCUAAGUGCUGACGGCACCACUCUAUAGCUGUCAAAAAGGAAACCUGAUGACAGUCACUCAUGCACACAAAAUACAGUGGUCAGCUCAGUCAUGGAGUGUGAGUAUGAUGUUUCAGUUUAAAACACAAGUAUUUCCUCUUUCAGUAUGUGAUGUAAAAAUGCAGUGGUGACAUGUUUGUGUUGCAAUUUUCAAUUUUACAUAUCACGUUAGUUUGUUAUGACUGUGAGAUAUAAAAAGUCAGCUGAAGUGAUGUCAGCACUUUCUAUCCAGAUCAAAUACACAUAUAAGGCUUGGCAGUAUUUAGAUCCCCUUUCUCUCUCUCGUUAGCUCUCCAUCUGUUAUACUGUCAGUGUGGAGUGUAGAGCGGAGGGUGGCGGCCAGGGGAUGGACUGCUCCCACUGCUACACCUCCUGCAUUUCACGUUUCACAUAUGCCCCUCACACCUCCCACUGAAGGUGCGAACCUUAUGAGUGAAGUGAAUGGCACAGAGUGUGUACAUGCUUGGGCGAGAAGUAUUUUAUUAUAUAUAAAAAUGUAUAUCAUUGCUUAUUUUGUAAUUCAAGCUAUUUCCCUUGAUAACGCGCAUCAUAUUUGAGCUAGAAACAAAAGGGGAAACUACAUUUACAGACUACAGGACUGGCCUGCAUCAAGGUAGGCAGUAGGGAAUGUAAACUGAGAGAGUGUUUGUCAUUGUGCAUGUAAUGGUGUGAGCCCCGGUGUGUGCACAUUUAAGUACUGAUAUGUGUGUGUUUGCCUACAUUUGUGCACGUGAGGGCCAGGCGUUAGAGCCCUCCAUUAAGCUGUGUUUACAGUUUGUAGGGCCAGAGUCAUCCUCUGACGCUUGGCCAGGCCUGGCCUUAUCAAUCACAAAGACGUCCGAAGGCUUCCACCUGUGAUCCUUGCCGCCUGCCAGACAGACCUUACAUAUGAUGUCUGGGAUAUUACACUAUUUUAUUGUUGUAGUAGAACUGGCAAGAUUCCUGCCUUCUGAGGUGCUUGUGAUUUCCAGUUGUGUGGUCACUGUGUAUGUUGGUUUGUCACAGUGGAGUGAGACCAGAUAUGUUGUACAGUGUGCGUUAAUGUUAAUCUGUAGAAGUCAAGUGUUGUAGAAGUGUUGUGAAAUCAGAGAGUACCCUCAUGGCCUAAAAUGGAGAUUCCACAUUCAUGAAAAAUACCUUCUAUUAGUGAUGUAUGAACUUCUCUUAAAACAUCAUUCAUUUCACUUGUAAUUAACAAUCUUAUGUAACUAAAGUACAGUAGUUAACAUGUUAUCAUGCACUUACGAAGAGAACUAGAUUCUUACUUUUCUUCAGGCAUUUAUUUUGUUGACAAAUUAAAGUUUCCUUUCGGCUUUUCAUGUGAGGUACACAUUAUUUCCAUCCUUGAACACAGAUCCACGUGCUGUGUUGAACAGAUUUGUGAAGACUGUAAUUAACCUCGUUUUUUCCCUCCAGGUGUCGGGAUUACAUGUGUAGUGGGAGUAUCACAGUGAAACAUACUGACAUACCUCUUUCUUUCUCUCUGCCAAUGUACAGUGGGUAAGAAUAAAUUGGGGCAAAGGUGCGAAAGUUGAAGCAAGUAACACAUAUGUGCCAUCUACUGUUGCCACGCAUUAGCCGUGACUUCAGCAGAGGAGUGAUAAAUUCAUGUGAAAGAAUCUGGUAUUUUCUUUUGUUAAUUAAUUUGAUCAGCUGCUGUGAUAAUUCCAUGUUGUAGGCUAGUUUAUGCUACAUCUCAACCAAAGUCUUGUAAUCUUUCAAUAUCAAUAAUGUUUGUAAUUGAGAUAUUAUCAAUACAUCCAUCUGUGUUGUGAAAUAUCAUGAAAAAGAAAGCCUGUUAGAGACAAAAACAAUGAAAUUAUCAGGCCAUAGUUUUAGAAUCUCAUCACUUAGCUCCUGUUGCUAUAGAUUAGAUAGAUAUUUCAGGAGUGAAAAGCAAAGAACUGAAAUGCUAACAAGAGUAGAAUCUCCUGUUGCUACCAUAUGUUAAGAGCACAUUUGCAAUCCUGAUGUAGGGGUUAGCAAUCUUUCAACAUAUCCUAAAGUGAAUAGACAGUGUUCAUCCAGGAGAUCACCAGAUCAUUCUUUGGGCACCAUGGGAUGUCACAUUUAGUACUAUUCCAUCCAGUAGUUGUUAAGACAUGUCACUAAAAACCAAAAAUGUCAACCUGCUGUGGUGCUGGAAGAACAGUCAUGGUAUGGCAAAGCCAGGCUUCAUCCUCUGAGGGACCUCUGAGAUAUCUCGACUAAAGUGAUGGACCACCAUCACUUGGCCAUCCCAAGGACCAUGCAGCUAAUAUGGCUAAAAACCUUCAAAAUACACAUGAUUUUCUCAAAAACAGAACUUCUCCUUUAGAUGAGCUACAUUUGUUUUUUAUUUAAUAAAAUAUACACAAUCUGUAGGUUAAUGUCUGAGUUAGCAGGAGCUCUAAAUAAUAUACUUUCAUAAAGAAAGACUCCUAGAGGGUCCAUUAAAAAUGACCCAAUUGGUUGUAUUGUAAUUGUGUGUCUUUUGUCCAAUUUCCCCCUAGCUGUAAAUAUGAAGUGUUGUUUUUUGGCUGCGCUGACCUAGAUGAAACCUGCAAAUGGAUGCCAUGUAUUAAGAGACUUCUUUAUGGAAGUAGGUUGCAGUGUCUCUUAGAGUGGAACUUUUGCUUCAGCUAUAACACUACAGGGAGCUUGCUAUAUUUAUUAUGGUGAAGAGUAGCACCGUAAUUCUCUUGUGCAGUGUUUAUUCUGCGAGAUACAUGUUCAGUACAACACUACAGUUGGUUCUCUGGUAAUGUGUCAAAGCAGCACAGUUUGACUUCAUUUUUUACCAAGCUGCAGUAGUGACUGUGAGCAGAGGGGCUGAAGUUUACUUUAAAGCCAUAGAUUUGCUUUACUUGUUAGCCCUUACACACCAUGCCAGUAGCAGAUUUAUCAGUUUCAGGGACCACCGGAGAAGAAAUCUUUUGUUUUAGCUCCACUGUUAUGUCUUUCUGCUCUGGACUGUUUAAAAGAGUGUCCAAAAAUGGUAGAAAAAGACUGAAAAAAGGUUCAUGUUUAGGUAAGUUUGACCUAAUUCAAACAAAGAACUUGUCUGAUUGUUUGACAGUGUGGCUUGUGAUUGAUCAAGGGGAACUGAAUUUCUCGUAACACAACAUAGCUGUGUCAUAGAGGCUGUGGAACAUGAAUAAGAUCAUGAUCAACAGCCAGCAAAAUCAAAAUAAAUUCCUCCCAACACAACACAGCUGUGGUAUAGUAGUCCUAGACGAGAGAGUCCGGCACGUGAACUUUGAGUGAUGGUCAUGUGGCCAAAGCCCGAGGAGCAGGGCUGUUGGCAGACCUAAUGACAGCUUGUAUUCACCGGCCUCUGGAUAAGAUGGGGAGAGGGAGGGAUGGAGAGAAAAGGAUAAUAAGUGUGAUGAAUAGCACAAAAGACACAAAACAGCAAGCAGAGGGAGAAAAAGCUGAAAGCAAAUAAGAAAAGAAGAGGUUAAAAAAAUUGGUGAGAAACGGACUGGGGAGGGUUGCACAGUAUCUCUGGGUAGAGCUCGUUCACCCGCAGAGCCAGCCGAGGUGCGCCUGAGCAGCCUGGUUCGCUGAUUGGUGGAGCGCGAUGCAGCUCUCUCCCCUCCCCCCCAAACAAAGAGGUGCAGCAGGAACGUCACAACCAGACAGCACAAGACUUGGCUACUAAAGCAACGUUUUUCUGAAGCUCUUCCUAAGAUGCAGUCUACAGAGCAUCUAGGGACAAACUAGAUGAUAGAACAGACCUGAUCUCCUACUGAGUCUUCUGCUACUGGUCUUAGGAAUGCAUCAAACUGAUUAGAUUGUAGUUAAUUUGUUAAACCUUUAACAGUAAGAUCAGCUAGAGAAGGCAAAGCUGACGUCUUGUGCAUCCGAUUCACCGCAUUGAGAAGGACCACCGCCGGUCACCAUGGGCAGGCAGAGCCAUGAUACCUCUGCUGCGGCUCCUGGGAUGCGUAUCCAGCGCUCCCAAAGCAAGAUGAGCCUGUCUGCAUCGUUUGAAGCACUGGCUGUCUAUUUCCCCUGCAUGAACUCCUUCGAUGAGGAAGAUGGAGAAGCGGGAGGUAAGAAGUUACGCAGCACGAUCCAGAGGAGUACAGAGACGGGCCUGGCGGUGGAGAUGAGGAGCCGGAUGACUCGGCAGGCCAGCCGGGAGUCCACGGACGGCAGCAUGAACAGCUACAGCUCUGAGGGAAAUCUCAUCUUCCCUGGUGUGAGGCUUUCCUCAGAUGCUCAGUUCAGUGACUUCCUGGAUGGUCUCGGCCCUGCCCAGUUGGUCGGACGACAGACAUUGGCUACUCCACCAAUGGGUGACAUCCAGAUUGGUAUGGUGGAGAAGAAAGGAGCGCUGGAGGUGGAGGUCAUCAGAGCCCGUGGCCUUGUGGGAAAACAAAGUUCCAAGGCACUGCCAGCACCAUAUGUAAAGGUCUACCUUUUGGAAAAUGGAGUCUGCAUAGCCAAAAAGAAAACAAAAGUAGCAAGAAAAACCUUGGAUCCUCUUUACCAGCAGCAACUGCCGUUUGAGGAGAGUCCGGGAGGGAAGGUUUUACAGGUCAUUGUUUGGGGCGACUAUGGACGUAUGGACCAUAAAUCAUUCAUGGGAGCAGUCCAGAUACUGUUAGAUGAGCUGGACCUGUCCAACAUGGUGAUUGGCUGGUUCAAGCUGUUUCCUCCUUCCUCACUGGUGGACCCUACUCUGGCCCCACUGACAAGAAGAGCUUCCCAAUCCUCUCUGGACAGUUUCUCUCGAUCAUAGCAGCGUGUGGACUGAUAGCGUUGUUGUAGCAGCCAGUGAUGCGAUUACAGGACACGCCCCCCGGUUACACUGCAUGCUUGAUGUUGUGUCUUCUGAGCCUGUUUCUAGGGGUGCAAACGUGAUCCUGUGUUUUAAGCAAAAACGUUGCGCACAUUGUGCACGUGGCGAAGCGUGUUGCAAGCUCCUGGUGGCUGGGAUUGCCAGGUGUUGUUGUUGUUGUUUGGAGGAAGCUGGAAUGAACUCCUUAGCACGAGGAAUCUGUCAGUUCCAGGUUUUCAUCCAAUUCGAAGCCAUGGGGGUCAGUACUGGGAACCGCUAAACGGGUUCUGCAGAAGCCCUUUUCGAAUGAAAAAUAAAUGUUUUGUUUUGAUUUUUAGUUUUUGUUUUUGUUUUCAUUAGUUUUUUUCUUUUAAUGUCAAUGUACUUGUAUCUGAAGGAGGUGACAGUGUUUCUAACCAGACGCUUGGUCACGCCACGCCAACAGACCUAGCGGUGUAGAUGGAGUUUUGGAGACCAUCAAUUUGGGUGAGGUAUGUCCCGGCUUAUGUCCACACUCCCCCAAACCCCCAAAGAAAUGCCCUGCAUAAUCUAGGUUAUUGUACUGAAUCAAACUACUAGAACAGGUAAAUCACCAGAAAGACGAAAUCAUGCUCCUCCAAAAUUAAUCAGACGCAAUAUUGAAGUGGCUACCAUCAACACUCCGGAAUAUACAGUAAAGCUCCAAACCCCAUGAAAAGAUGUACAAUCUACCAUCAUUCUUUCUCUGUUGAUGUAUUGUAUGAAAAUUAAAUGAGAAAAAGAUAUUUUCUUUCCUUUUUAGUUCAUUUGCAUGGACACAAAUUAAGCAGAAUUUAAAAAAAAGAAAAUUAUUUUCUUGAGGCUGCAACUUGCAAAAAAAGAUUAAGACAGAAGAUAAAACAGAUCAGCCAUUUUCAACAAUUUAUAUUAUUUUUAAAGAUAAAUUUCACUAGUGCAUGGUUUUCAGGGGAGUGAAUGCAACAUCGUGAUUAAAAAAAAAUACAUUGUUUAUCAUUCUUUAGACCAUUCAGGAGUCUGUGUUUUGCAGACAUGCAGAUAAGGGAAACCUAAAGGAAACUUUUGGAGUUAUUUAACAGAAAAUGUUUAUGUGACAAAGUGAUAAUGAAAAUAAAUGUAAAUGAUUUAUUUCAUUGUAAAAGGCUCAUGCCUUAUAAAGAUAAACAUUAUGUGCAAAUUGUACAUGUUUCUCUUUUUCUUCCUUGUCCCAGGGUACUUCUCAUUGUACUAUUCAUUGCUACCAUUGUUCAGUCCCCUAUUGUCCAGAUUUUAGGACUGUUGGUUAUUUUACAGUUCUGUAUUGUUUCAGUAUGUAUUUUAUUUUGGAUUUGAUUUGUUUAACAAGCAUGUUGAAAAAGAUUUUCUGCAACAUGGCUUGGGCACACCUUAAAGUAACUCAGCAUGUUUUGAUAAAGAUGAUAUUUGGACUUUUUGCAGUUUCUUGUACAGUGCAUGUCAACUUCAUUACUUUUCUCCCUCACCUUAAAUUGAACUCUACAGCAAAUUAGUUAUUGGUCUUUCACGGCCAAUUAUUGAAAUUUUAACAAAAACAUUCCACCCCCAAGAUCAUAUUUUCUUUCAGGUUUUUGAGAAAAAAAAGUGACACGGAAAAUAUUUUAUAUUUAAUGGAGGUUGACAAAACAGUUGUGGUUGCAAGUGUAUUUUAUUUCAGUAUUGUUGACGAACAUGCAAAAAUUAUCUGUAUUGGUACAGCAAGAGGUCUACACCUAAUCAAGAGGCAGCAAACAUGCAAGAGAUGUAUGUUGCUGUGAUCCAAUUUUACAGGCACUGUUUGUGAAGAUGAGCUAAUCACAAGUUCAAAUAACAAGGGAUAUUGCCACAGAAAAUGUUUUUUUUUCUUGUUUUAAUGAAAAUGAAAUUAAUUUACUAUAUUUUUGUUAGUUUUAUUUAAAAGCCAAGACCAGUUUAUUUUUAUUUUCUAUUUUUAGUAAUUAUAAAUACUUCUCAUGUCUGGGAAGAAUAUGAAACUUAUAGUUGCAGUAUGUCUGAAUGAAAUUGAACUGAGGCAUUAUUUCUUUUCCAUAUAAUACUACGUUUUAAUGUCCAAAAAAACCUUGUUGCUGUAACCAGCUACAAUAUAUAUUUUCAUUUCUUUUUUCAUUGUAUAUACCUUUAGAUGUCAGAAUUUGAAUAAACAAGCUACUAUGGAUAGAUUGAUAAGACCCUUUUGGAACAGGAAAAAUGCCUCACAUGAUGACGAAGACAUAUGUUAUUUAUCCUUUUGAAUGCCUUUUAAUUUUCUCUUUUUGGUGCAAUGUGUUAAUGCCAAGGCUAUGUCUUGGCUAAGUAUGGUUGAGUACAGAGAUUUAUGUAAGUUAUUUUUCAAAUUAAAAAUAAAAAAUUGAUAUUACACUGAU
Messenger RNA from Micropterus salmoides (largemouth bass), 8004 nucleotides. RefSeq names its product regulating synaptic membrane exocytosis 2a (gene rims2a). Gene Ontology annotation, cellular component: presynaptic membrane; cytoskeleton of presynaptic active zone. Bases 4745 to 5590 code for a protein of 281 amino acids. NCBI's taxonomy places the organism in Eukaryota, Metazoa, Chordata, Actinopteri, Centrarchiformes, Centrarchidae. The transcript has 6 exons. Gene Ontology annotation, molecular function: small GTPase binding; transmembrane transporter binding. Gene Ontology annotation, biological process: regulation of synaptic plasticity; positive regulation of synaptic transmission; regulation of membrane potential. The record is from RefSeq and is a predicted model, not a curated record.